Molecule: messenger RNA, 3967 nt
Organism: Cherax quadricarinatus
Lineage: Eukaryota; Metazoa; Arthropoda; Malacostraca; Decapoda; Parastacidae
Source: RefSeq, a predicted model, not a curated record
UAGAAAAUUAUUUAGUAUAAAUGCAAUUAAUGUAUGAUGAAAUAAGAUUGGAGUUUUUUAUGGAUUAUUCAUAGUUACACCACUUACACCACCAGCCACUUACACCACCUACACCAGCAGCCACUUACACCACCUACACCACCAGCCACUUACACCACCUACACCAGCAGCCACUUACACUACCUACACCAGCAACCACUUACACCACCUACACCAGCAGCCACUUACACUACCUACACCAGCACCCACUUAAACCACCUAUACCAGCAGCCACUUACACUUCCUACACCAGCAUCCACUUACACCACCUACACCAGCACCCACUUACACCAACACCCACUUGCACCACCUACACCAGCAUCCACUUACACCACCUACACCAGCACCCACUUACACCACCUACACCAGCACCCACCUACACCAGCUCCUACUUACACCUACACAGCACCCAUUUAACUUACACCACCUACACCAGCUCCCAGUUAACUUACACCACAUACACUAGCACCCACUUAACUUACACCACCUACACCAGCUCCCAAUUAAUGUACACUACUUACACCACCUACACCAGCACCCACUUAACUUACACCACCUACACCAGCUCCCAAUUAACUUAGACCACCUACACCAGCACCCUCUUACACCUCCUACACCAGCACCAACUUAACAACUUACACCACUUACACCAGCACCCACUUAAGCAUCAUUAUUGCUCUAUCAGAAUAUUCCAUACAUUUUUAAAACUCGUUUUUAACAUCUGUUUCAGUUUUUGUACCAAGGAAUUUAAAAAAAUAUUAGUUAAGGAGAAAAGAGCUCACACAUUAUGGAAAUUUAAUACAUUAUUAAAAUUUGCAAACUCAAAAAAUACAUUGAAGUUUUUGAUAGUGAAUGCAAAUCUCUCUGUGAAUUUUGUGAUUUUUUUGUUAAACAUAAAUUGGUAUUGGUUACAAGAGUUCAUAUGAAAAGAAUUGUCCAUCAGUUGCCAAUAUUCUUAUACUUUUUAAAAGUCUACAUUGGAGACUGUAUUAAAUGAGAGACAGUAGAGAGAGAGAAUACAAAAUAUGCAGUACAAUAAGUCUGUUGUUAUGUGAAGUAGUGCGUACCAUACAAUGAAUUACUGGUUUAUUGAGUGUUAAAACUUGAAAUAAAAUAAAGCCAACAUGGAGGUAGUAAGUAAUCUUCAUCAGUGUCCUAUUUGUGAAAAAGUUUUUCCAACUAAUUAUAGACUCAUAAGACAUAACAGUAUUCAUACAGGAGAGAAGCCAUAUCUUUGUUCAGUGUGUCUGAAUGGUUUUGUCAAUAAAUCCUCAUUAAAGGAACAUGAGAAAAUACAUACAGGAGAGAAGCCAUAUCAGUGUUCAGAAUGUAUGAAAGGUUUUAUCAGUAAAUCCUCAUUAAAGGAACAUAAAAUAAUUCAUACAGGAGAGAAGCCACAUCAGUGUUCAGUGUGUCAGAAAGAUUUUAGGAAGAAAUCCUCACUAAAAGAGCAUGAGAAAAUUCAUACAGAAGAGAAGCCAUAUCAGUGUUCAGUGUGUCAGAAAGACUUUAGGAAUAAACACUCACUAAAACAACAUGAGAGCAUUCAUACAGGAGAGAAGCCAUAUCAGUGUCCAGUGUGUCUGAGAGAUUUCAGGGAUAAAUGCUUACUAAAUAAACAUAAGAAAAUUCAUACAGAAGAGAAGCCACAUCAGUGUUCAGUAUGUCAGAAAAACUUUAGGAAUAAAUGCUCACUAAAACAACAUGAGAGUGUUCAUACAAGAGAGAAACCAUAUCAGUGUUCAGUGUGUCUGAGAGAUUUCAAGGAUAAAUGCUCACUAAAUAAACAUAAGAAAAUUCAUACAGGACUGAAGCCACAUCAAUGUUCAGUGUGUCAAAAAGACUUUCUUCUUAAGUACUCACUAAAACAACAUCAGAGAAUUCAUACAGGAGAGAAGCCAUAUCAGUGUUCAGUGUGUCUGAAAAAUUUCAGUGUUAAAUCUUCACUAAAUACACAUCAGCAAAUUCAUAUAGGACAUAAACCAUAUCGGUGUUCAGUGUGUCUGAAAGCCUUCAGUGGCAAAACCUCACUAAAUAAUCAUGAGAGAAUUCAUACAGGAAAGAAACAAUAUCAGUGUCCUGAAUGUCUCAAAAAGUUCUUAAAUAAAUCCUCACUAUAUGAACAUCAGAGAAUUCAUAAAGGAGAGAAAUUAUAUCAUUGUUCAGUGUGUCUGAAAGACUUUAUUAAUAAAUAUGUACUCAAACAGCAUAAGAGAACUCAUACAGGAGAGAAACCCUUUCAGUGUUCAGUGUGUUAUAAAGAUUUUGGACGCAAGGAUUACCUGACUUCACAUAUGAAACGACAUAUUGGAAAGAAGCCAUAUCAGUGUGCAGUGUGUACAAAAUUAUUUACAGAAAAAGGUUCUCUGGUAAAACAUAUGCGCUUUCAUACUGGAGAGAUGCCAUUUCAGUGUUCAGUGUGCCAAAAAAAUUUUACAGAAAAUGAUCACCUCACUUCCCACAUGAGAAUUCAUACUGGAGAGAAGCCAUUUAAGUGCUCAGUGUGUAUAAAACAGUUUUCAGAAGAAUCUUCUUUAGUGACACACAUGAGGAUUCAUACGGUAGAAAAAAUACACGAGUGUCUUGAGUGUCAUGAAAUAUUUUCAAGUAACUCUCUUUUAGUUCAGCACAUCACACUUCAUAAAGACAAUAAACCAUACAAGUGUUCAGUGUGUCAGGAAAGCUUCUCAACAGAAGAAAGUUUGGAAGAACAUUUUAAAAUUCAUAUAAGGGAAACACCAUACAAGUGUUCAGUGUGUCAGGAAAGUUUCUCAACAGAAGAAAGUUUGGAAGAACAUUUUAAAAUUCAUAUAAGGGAAACACCAUACAAGUGUUCAGUGUGUCAGGAAAGCUUCUCAACAGAAGAAAGUUUGGAAGAACAUUUUAAAAUUCAUAUAAGGGAAACACCAUACAAGUGUUCAGUGUGUCAGGAAAGUUUCUCAACAGAAGAAAGUUUGGAAGAACAUUUUAAAAUUCAUAUAAGGGAAACACCAUACAAGUGUUCAGUGUGCCAGGAAAGCUUUUCAGUAGAAGAAAGUUUAGAAGAACAUUUUAAAAUUCAUAUAAGGGAAACACCAUACAAGUGUUCAGUGUGCCAGGAAAGCUUUUCAGUAGAAGAAAGUUUAGAAGAACAUUUUAAAAUUCAAUAAAGGGAAAACACCAUACAAGUGUUCAGAGUGUCAAGAAGGCUUUUCAAGAAAAGCAAAUUUAUUAUUGCAUAAAACAAUUCGUAAGGGGGAAAAAACAUACACUUGUUCACGGUGCUCACGAAGCUUUUCACAAAAAUUAGAAUUUGAAAAUCACUUGAAAGAUCACAACACAGAGCAGUCAUAUCAAUGUUCAAGGUGUCCAGAAAGUUUUUCCCAUGAAACUGACCUAGUAAAUCAUAUGAUAACUCAUAUAUAGGGGAGAAUACAAAGCAAUGUGAAAUGCUUUAAAGGCAUUUUAAGAAAAUCUUGUCUUGUAAAACCUCUUAUGACUGGUCCCUUCAGCAGAAAAACCCAAGAGAAACAUAUACUCUUUUAGAAAUAUAUGUUGGACAUACUUAUGUCUCAGAAUAACACAAAUCUAAAAUAACAGUAAGGCAAGACUGAAAUACACUUAAAAAUAUUAGUAUAUUCUUACAUGCUAAUGCAUUUAAAAAUAUAAGUUAGUUUAUUCCUACUUGUCUGGUGCACUUAAAAAUAGAGGUUCUGUUAUUUUUACCUGUGUAGUUCAUUACAGUGAUCCUCAUAUUACAUGGAUUUAUUUGGCACUUUUUGGUUAUUACACUAUUGAAAAAUUGCGGCAUAAUUUUAUACAACACUUCAAAAAAUUAACCUAACAGAGUUCGGUUUGUGGGAGGGGAGGAAAUUUGGAGUGUCUCCCCCAGGAUAUUUCCCUAGCUCAGUUUGCUGCUUGGCUGUGGGAAAGACCACCUUCUCCAUGG